AUGUUAACACCAGAAUUACAUCUUCAAGGUAUGAAACCUGAGUUGGUCAACUGUGGAUCAAAGUUGAAAGGUGUGAAGUCUGAGCCCACAUAUGUCCAGACAGUAAAGGAUACAGGGAUCAAUCAUGGUGCUGAAUCACAGUUUGUGGGAUUCUCUAAGCAGGCCUCAGACUCGAAGGUUUAUAGAGUGGUGCCUUCUGAACUCAAUGCCAGAAGCCAGAAGCGAGAUCGGAAGUCUCACAAAUUAAGUCAAAAGCAACAACUUCAAAAAAUAAAACAAAAAGCGUUCAGGGAUGAGCCACACUUGCAACAUAUCAAGUCAUCAGAAUUAUGUACAAAGCUUCAAGACCUGAAAUCUAUGGAAUUCAAUUCAGAGCAACAGUUGCAAGAUGUGAUGUCCUCUGUGUUGGGUCUGGGAAUAAGUCCUCAGUCUUUAGAUGUCAACCUUGGGCCACAUUUGCAAGAGACAAAAUCUUUUGAGGUGUGUACAGAAACCAAGCUGCCAGAUGAGCCGUCUCAGGAAUUCAAGCAUAAGCCUACAUUGCAAGGUAUGAAGUUUUCUGAGUUGAACUCAGGGACAGGAAUUCAAAGAGAGAUGUCUAUAAUAGUUAACAAAGGACAACCUGUGCAAGACCUGAAGUUUGAAUCAACUCCAGGGUCAAAUAUUAUAGAUGUAGCACCUGUAGAAUACAACCUUGGGCCACAGGUACAGAGUGUGAUUUUUUCUGAAUUGAAUCCAGGAUUAAAAUUACAAUGUAUAAAUCCAGCAAAGCUUAGUUCAGGGCCACAGUGGCAAAACGUGAAGUCCUUUGAGUUGAACCCUGGACCAGAAUCUCAAUGUCCAAAGUCUGUUCUGUUGAAAUUUGGACCACCUUUCCAAGAUGUGAUGUCAUCUCACUUAAUGGUAGGGGCAGAGUUUCAAGAGAUCCCGUUUUUGAAGAACCAACUUGGGUCGUGGCUGCAAACUGCACAUCCUGUGUUCACUUUGAGGCCUCCGUCAAAUGGUGUGAAAUCUGUGGGAGUUUCACCAACCCCACUGCCUGAAGAUAGAAUGUCUCCAGAGAUGAGCAAACAGCCAUUGCUUUGUUUGACAAAUUCUGUAAAAGUGACACCUGGCUGCAGUCGGCAGGACUUGAGAAGUAAGGAAUUUUCACCAGAACCUUGUUUUCAAAAAGUUAAAUCUGUGAAGUUGAAGCCAGGCUCACCAACUCCAAGUGUGAACCCUUUAGAGUUUGCUCCAUGCCACUGUUCUCAACGUACUAAGACUUCCUUUGCACUGAAGCCAUGUGUUCAUGAAAGAGAGUCUAUGCAGCUGAGACUAGGCUCCCGACAGCAAAGCAUGGAUUGCCAACAGUUUCCUUUAAAUGAGAAACCAGUGGUAUCAACACCAGAGUCCACUGGGAACUUCUUAGCAGGACCAGCACUGUCUAGUGUCAAAUUUUCAAAUUUGAUUCCAGAAUCACAGCAACAAUGUAUGAAAUUGACGGAAUUUACUUCAGAGCCAAAGUGGCAAAGUGUAAACCAUGUGAAAUUGUCAUCGGUGUCUCUGCCACAAACUGGAACCUCUGUGGGGUCAUCACGAAGACCAUUCCUUCAAAAUGUGACACCUGGGAACCAAAAUCCCCAAACACGUGAUCAAAUCAUAGAAUCCUCUCAAGUGAUAUAUAAACCAGGGCACCAGUUAGAGGACUGUGCUGAGAAGAUGAGUCGCCAAGUCUCUAAAUUGGUGGAUUUUAUUUCCCUACCAGUUUCUCAAGAUGCAGAGUUUUCAGAAAUGAAAAAGAGUUGGAACAUAAAAGCCCAGAAACAACAGAGAAAUCUAUGAGUUUGACCCCCAAACCAACAGAUCAAGUCAUAGAAUCAUUAUGGAUGCCUCAGCAGCUAGAUCUUCAAGGACCAGAAUCUGUUGAUCUGAUUCCAACACUAAGUGAUCCAGAUUCAAAGUCCUUACAACUAACCCCACAGAAAAGCUACUGGAGCCCAGAAACUGCAGUUGCUGCCUUGUUUGUGGCCCCAAUUUAAAGAUUACAAGGAGUUACCAACAGAACAAGCCACAGGAUCUGAUAGAAUGACCCAGGACCUCAAGAAUCACGUUGCAGAAGUAAGGAUGCUAACUUGUGAGGUAAGACCAGGGAAAGAAUUUCUUAGUGUGACUUCAAAGCCAGUAAAUAGAGAGACUGGACAUGUAGAAAAAUCUCCAGAGCUGUGUCCUCAAGACUUAGGACCUGUGGUGUUGAGCUCUGGGAAAAGAGCCCAAAGGGAACAAUCUGUAGCAUCGCCACCAAGGCCAUUCUAUCUCGUUCCAGAUUCUGUUUCAGGGAUAACACCAGGGCAUGGACCUCAGAUUCCUGAAUCUGUAAGUUUGACCUCUAAGCCAUGGCUGCAAAUAGAAGAAUCAUUAGAGUUGUCAACCCAGCAAACCAGUCAAGUUGUGGGAGAUACAGACUGUGAGGAGCUCACUUUUGAGUCAUGGCAACCAGGGGAGCUAGCAAGUAGGCUAACAAAGGCCCAGGGUGCAAGCACGGGAACU
Molecule: messenger RNA, 2529 nt
Organism: Peromyscus leucopus (white-footed mouse)
Lineage: Eukaryota; Metazoa; Chordata; Mammalia; Rodentia; Cricetidae
Exons: 2
Coding region: 1-1824 (607 amino acids)
Source: RefSeq, a predicted model, not a curated record